UUACCAUAGUGAUCCAUAACCUGACAACGAUUCCUGCGCGAUGUCAAAUUUUUGUUUAUUAUUUGUACCGUUGUUAAUUUCGCCGGUCAUACUUUUAGAUCUCCCAAAUAUGACUUCAAUUAAAUUGCUUGCUACUGACUUCGAAGUUUACGGUCGUGUACAAGGAGUUUUCUUCCGCAAGUACACACAACAAGAAGCGACAAAAUUGGGCUUAAAAGGAUGGUGCAUGAAUACAAGUUCGGGCACAGUGAAAGGUGUGAUAGAAGGAGACGUUAACAAAGUUGCUGAUAUGAAACGUUGGCUGCAAACAACAGGAAGUCCACAAUCUAGAAUUGACAAAGCAGAAUUUACUAAUGAGAGGCAGAUUAACAGUUUCACAUAUGAUUCUUUUAAAAUCAAACGAUAAUGUCUAGAUGAAAUUGUCAGUAUUUAUUGAUAUUUAUUUUGAAAAGGAAACAGUUGAGAGGAAUUGUAAUACCAGUCUGGUAAAUAAAUUAUAACCAAUUCAGAUUGAA
Molecule: messenger RNA, 515 nt
Organism: Zophobas morio
Lineage: Eukaryota; Metazoa; Arthropoda; Insecta; Coleoptera; Tenebrionidae
Product: acylphosphatase-1-like
Exons: 4
Coding region: 41-406 (121 amino acids)
Molecular function (GO): acylphosphatase activity
Source: RefSeq, a predicted model, not a curated record